Messenger RNA from Rhipicephalus sanguineus (brown dog tick), 2378 nucleotides. RefSeq lists its product as uncharacterized. Bases 486 to 2378 code for a protein of 630 amino acids. The record is from RefSeq and is a predicted model, not a curated record. NCBI's taxonomy places the organism in Eukaryota, Metazoa, Arthropoda, Arachnida, Ixodida, Ixodidae. The transcript has 2 exons.
UGUCGCGAGGCCGUUUGUUUCUCAGAAAUAGCAGCAGACUACGCGUUGGAUUGGAAACAAGGGCGAACGGAAGUCGGGUUCGCGCAAACAAAAGGACACAGCCGAACUAAAGGAGGCUACGAUUAUACGUAAAGGAAACAGCGCCGUUGACUUCAUGAAAUCUGCGACUGUGACAAAGCGAUGAAACAAGCCAAGCAGUCGGAUGAAUGGCCAGAAGGUCACCCUUCUAACCAGGCUACGGAAGAAACUGCGCGACUUGUCGCUGAAGCAGCCCCUGGCCACAGCGGUUUGACAGGAAUUUAUCAACAACGUUCGCGAAGUCGGUAUAAUUUCUACACAGAACAAUCGCAGAGCGAGGCGACUGAUGCGCUAGCCCCACAGUCAUCACUGGCUGAAAUUCCUUCCAGUAAUGUUUUGCUAGUGGUAAUGUUACUCGUAGUUCUCGGCUAGAGGCUAUUGUAGAUGCCGAAAAUCAAGAAAGACCGAUGACUGCCGAGACUCCUCAGUGGAGGCCGCCGGUGCUCACAGCACAAGGCGGCGCAAAAGCCUUAGAUACUUACGAUGACACACAAUAUGCGACUGCGGUUACCACGAUCAUUGGAAUGACGUCCGAAAGAACUCCUGCGGCGAAUCUAUUGCACGAAUCGUAUGCAGAUGUCCGUGACCCUGUUACGCCAAGAGUGAGGCGCCAAAGAGAGUUCACCCUUCCGCAUGGAGCUCAACCGUACCCACAGGGGGUCCGUCAGCGACCAAACACUGCCGUGUGUUUCACAGCUACUGCCCGGAACAUCCCUGCAAUGAUCCUUCCAGGCCAGAACCCAACACCUCCUCUUGUUCCUCAAUCUGUAGACGUCUUCUGCGAUGUACAAGACAGCCAAUUUGUGCAACCGCAAAGUUCUUAUCCCCUGCCACCAACCACGACGCCCCAGUAUGAGAUGGCCCCGCCACAAAGAACAUGGUCGGUUGUAGAGGUCGACGAAAAUGAAAAUGUUCAUUUGCGUCCAUUGCCGAAUCGAGUCCAGAACAACGACCUCAGCUUGCCGGGUACGAUCCAGUACCCAAUGUAUCGUCAAGUUCCGAACCAUGCAAGCCUUUGGUUCACAGGGCAAGUCAACCAGCUUGGGCAUCCGCAACGCUUCCACUUUAUCAGACCACCCGCGGUUCCCCCGUAUGAUCCCGUGGACACACAGAGAACUCCGUCGGUCAUUCAGCAACCCCCUCAGCAACUGAAUUCUGCUUUGCGUUUCACACCUGCUGUUUACAAUAACAACCCUGUAAUGACGGGUGUAGGCCGGCACCCAGCAGUUCCCCCUGAACCUAGCGGCCAAUGGCACGCUCCCCAAGGCAACCAGCUUGGGCUGCGACCCAUUCCAGUACACAAUACACCACCUCCAUCCAUUACGAUCGCACAGCGAUCGCCAGGAGUUAGUUUGCAACCUGUGCCACAGCCUGCAAUGGUGUCGCAAAAGGCUGGGCAACAGCACGCGGGCUACGGGACGCCACAUUUUCAAAUGGCUCCACCAUGCGUCAGUGAAAGUGAUCCGCAAACCGGACAAUGUGCGACAGGGUUACCUUUUGCGCAGCCGAUGGGAAAAGAGAGACUUCAGAAAGUCAUGGCGAGAUUGCAAGAAUACAGAUAUCAGAGUUUAAGGAUUCGUGAAAAUAUGUUGGAAAACACGCGCUCUAUUCUGCGGCAGCUGAAAGAUGGCGAUGGAAUGCAUUCGCAGGCGCAUACUACAGCGUCACCUUCCACGCAGUCAACGACAGAGCACAUUAUUUUGCAAGUUAUGGCAGUGGUAGAUGAUUACGGGUCUCGAGAAAAAAGGCUUUCUGAAGGGGUGUUCGAAUGUAUGUCGUCAUUCGCGAAGUCACUAGGUGGCUCUGAUGAAGCGUCUCCUCAAGCAACGUCAAAGCUCAACUCCGGAUCAAGCAGCAGCCGCCUGCGGGCAGCCAGAUACAGAAAUCGCGAGUAUAUUGUGGACGUUCAACAAAGGUUCGCGCAUGAAGAACAGUUGCGUGAACCGGGAGCAGCCACGGUUUCCACCGCAACCACUAGUGACCAUCACCGAAGCGAUAACCCCGGAAUGACCCGUGAGUGUGAUGCCCUUGCAUCGGCUAUGGCGCAACUGCAGCUGCAGCCAGUUCAGGAACAUCUUCAUAAUCCUGAAGAGCGGACAUCAGGGCCCAUGCGGCCAGUAGAUACGGGGUCAGCACCUGGCGCUACACCUGGCCGUAGAAGGCUCCAAGAAUUCCAAAGACUAUGCCCAUUGAACCCGGAAGCUAAACAAGACGACACUGUUGUCUCUCAGCCAGCUGUUUCGGCGGAGAGGCCACAACGUCAUCGGAGAAGACAAAGAGCACGCGCUUCGCAGCAUUGA